UUAAAAUCUUAUCAUGGCGAUUAUUGAUGGGUAUUGAUUGAUAAAGGACCUUGGGCAAGGAUAUUUUUCAAGAGUCAAAUAUGCGAGGAACCUCAAGAACGAUAGACUAUCAGCUCUUAAGAUAAUGCCUAGAUGUCGGAAGUAUCCGAACAUCAGAGAGGUUUAUUUAAACGAAAUUGGUUUACUUCAACAAGUCGAAAAUGAUCAUAUUAUUAAACUCCACAGUUAUAGCAGCACUAAGAAGUCUGCUUGAGCCAAAAUCUCCAAGCCUGUGCCCGUCUAUGUGGUCGAGUUGGAAUACUGCACUCAUGGGGAGCUAGACCAAUUACUAGAGGCAACAGGGAGGUUGUGAGACAAGGAGGCACGUAAUUAUUUUAAGCAAUUAAUCAGUGCUGUGGAGUGCAUCCAUGGCCUUGGCUACGCUCAUUCUGAUAUAAAGGCUCAAAACUUGCUGCUAAGCGAGGAUUAUCAACUAAAACUGGCAGAUUUCGGGUUUUCAACAAAAGAGGAAAUCCUGAAAGAUAGAAUCGGAACUUACUCUCAUAUGGCCCCAGAGAUAAUAAAUAAGGAGCCAUAUGACCCUAAAAAGGGAGACCUAUUUGCCUGUGGGGUUGUUCUCUUCCAUUUGGUGAUGGGUUUUCUUCCUUUUGUAGCGGCAUGUCCUAAGGAUAGGUCCUAUAAUAAGAUAAUUUCUAGAGAUUUUAAAGGGUUUUGGGAGAUUCAUGAAGCAUCACAUCAUUCAAUUUCAAACAAAUUUUUUUCUUCAUUCAAAGACCUUUUCAUUAAAAUGGUACACCCAGACGUUGAGGAGAGGCUUACUCUUGAAGAAAUCAAGGAGCAUGAGUGGUUCAACGCCUGUACCAUCGAAGGAGAUGAGCUAAUUGCUAGUAUGAAGGUCCGAUCUAAGGCUGCCUUGGAUAGCACAGAGUUAUUCCCUAAUGAAGAGUUUCACUUCCAUAAUUUUAUAAUACCAAAUGAUGACAUUGUUCCUCCAAAGAAAUCAAAGAAAAAGGGCUUGCAGCUCAAAAAGUACUCCGAAUACUUCAUGUCUGAGACUGGGAAGACACUACUUUCAGCUAUUAUUUCCUUUGCCGAAGCACAAGGCUUGUGUUAUACUGAAGAUUCAACUCAUUCUGCAGUCUUACUAGAAUCUCAAACAGACGACGAAAAUGUAUCAAUAAAGGCAAAUGUGGUAGACAACCCCUCUUGUCAAUCACAGUGAAUAGAAUGUAUCAAACUGAGUGGUGAAAAGACAAUGUUCAUGAAGCUGUUCCACCAAUUAUGCCAGUAUGUCACAACUUCAACCCCUUACAAACCAGAGCUGAGCUCCGGCUUGUCAUAAUAUCAAAAUCUGAAAGAACAUCAGAUA
Moneuplotes crassus is the source of this 1369-nucleotide messenger RNA. The record is from the annotation of a GenBank genome assembly. NCBI's taxonomy places the organism in Eukaryota, Ciliophora, Spirotrichea, Euplotida, Euplotidae.